Molecule: messenger RNA, 1240 nt
Organism: Fulmarus glacialis (Northern fulmar)
Lineage: Eukaryota; Metazoa; Chordata; Aves; Procellariiformes; Procellariidae
Gene: STOML1
Product: stomatin (EPB72)-like 1
Exons: 7
Cellular component (GO): plasma membrane
Source: RefSeq, a predicted model, not a curated record
AUGUUCAGCCGGUCGGGAUACCAGGCCCUUCCCUUGGGAGAUUUUGACCGCUUCCAGCAGUCCAGCAUCGGGCUCUACGGUGCCCAGAAGGGCUUCUUCUCCUUCGGAUCCAAGCAAGACCCUCUGGGGCCAGCUGGGAAUACUGCAGAUUCCUCCCAGGGUUGGCUAUCCUGGAUCUGCCAUGGGAUUAUCACCUCCUUGGUCUUCUUGCUGAUGGUUGUCACCUUCCCCAUCUCAGGAUGGUUUGCCUUGAAGAUCGUGCCCACCUACGAGCGAAUUAUCAUCUUCCGCCUGGGCCGAAUCCGGGCGCCGCAGGGACCCGGCAUGGUCUUGCUGCUGCCCUUCAUCGAUCACUGGCAGCGAGUGGACCUGAGGACGAGGGCCUUCAACGUGCCCCCCUGCAAGGUGACCUCCAAGGACGGGGCGGUCAUCUCCAUGGGUGCCGACGUCCAAUUCCGGGUGUGGGACCCCGUGCUGUCCGUCAUGAUGGUGAAAGACCUCAUCGCGGCCACCCGGAUGACGGCGCAGAACGCCAUGACCAAGACCUUGGUGAAGAAGAGCCUCCGCGAGAUCCAGGUGGAGAAGCUGAGGAUCGGGGAGCAGCUGCUGCUGGAGAUUAACGACAUGACCAAGUCCUGGGGCCUGGAGGUGGACCGGGUGGAGCUGAGCAUGGAGGCCGUGCUGCAGCCACCCCGGGAGAACCUGGUCACCAUGCCACCCGUGCCCGGGCUGGAGGGGCUGGAGGGCACCAUUGGGCAGCUGGCUGCCCAUUUCUUCAGCAACACCCUGGCUCUGGCGGGCAGUGGGACCGGCGCUCCGGAGGCAGCAGACAGCGUGGAGACGGUGAACGAGGUGGAGCCUCCCACCGCUCCCCUCCUUGCCGCCACCAGCAGCGCCCGGAGGAAGCCCAGCGUGGACGAGCUGCUCUCGGCGGUGGAGCCCGUCCUCUCCGAGGCCCUGGUCGGCCAGGUGGGAGCAUCCUACCAGGUCAACAUCGCCCUGCCCAGCGGCACCCAGAGCACCUACUUCAUAGACCUCUCCUCAGGCAGCGGGCGAGCUGGCCGCGGCGUACCUGAGCGCAGCCCUGACGUCAUUCUGGAGGUGGCAGAGAAAGACCUGCAGGACCUCUUCUUGGGCAACCUGCGCCCCUUGAGUGCCUACAUGAGCGGGAGGCUGCAGGUGAAAGGCGACCUGCACCUUGCCCUGAAGCUGGAGGAGCUCGUCAAGGCGAUGAAGCAAC